Molecule: messenger RNA, 480 nt
Organism: Lottia gigantea (owl limpet)
Lineage: Eukaryota; Metazoa; Mollusca; Gastropoda; Lottiidae
Exons: 5
Coding region: 1-402 (133 amino acids)
Source: RefSeq, a predicted model, not a curated record
AUGAUUGGAAAUGCAGAGCAGCUAGAGAAUGCUGUUUGGUUGUUAUGUGUUGCAGCUUUAUGGGGUGGAACUAAUCCAUUCAUAAGACAAGGCAGUAAAGGAAUUGAAAAUAUUAAAAAAGAUAAUGCCAUCAAACAAUUUUUAUAUGAACUUGUAUUUUUAUUUACAAACUUGAAGUAUUUGAUACCUUUUGUAUUAAAUCAGUGUGGUUCAAUAUUAUUUUAUAUAACAUUAUCAUCAGCAGAUUUAUCAUUAGCGGUACCUAUUACAAAUUCUUUAACAUUUAUAUUUACAAGUAUAUCAGGCAAAUUAUUAGGUGAACAUAUAGGAUCUAAAGAAACAUAUAUUGGUAUGGUAAUGGUAAUAAUAGGUGUUUCUUUGUGUGUCAUUAGUAAACUCUAAAGUUAACUAAAACAUUGUGAUUAUUGUGUUAUAUUGUUAAAUGAAGCAAUGAAAUGAAAUAAAGAUAUUAUGAAAUCC